This is a messenger RNA of Hibiscus syriacus, 3010 nucleotides long. Its product is annotated as protein SEMI-ROLLED LEAF 2-like. The transcript is spliced from 22 exons. The record is from RefSeq and is a predicted model, not a curated record. Bases 191 to 2974 code for a protein of 927 amino acids. Lineage: Eukaryota; Viridiplantae; Streptophyta; Magnoliopsida; Malvales; Malvaceae.
AAUGAGUUGGGCUUUUCUUUUGAAAAAAAAAUAAAAAAAAAAUUCUGGAACUAUAUUCGUUGAACCGUUUCUCUUUACAGCUCCUCAGGGCUAAGCCAGAUCAGGGAUCUCACGAGCUAGUUUUCUUUUAGUAGAUUAAGAGUUUCGAAGAUUUCAAUUGGUAAGUGUAUACUUGAAUUUCCUUGAAAAAAUGGGGGUAAUGUCAAGACGGGUUGUGCCCGCCUGCGGUAACCUCUGUUUCUUCUGCCCUUCGAUGCGUGCAAGAUCAAGACAGCCUGUUAAAAGAUACAAGAAGUUGCUAGCCGAAAUUUUCCCCCGUAAUCAGGAUGCUGAGCCGAAUGAUAGGAAAAUCGCGAAGCUCUGUGAAUAUGCUUCAAGGAACCCAUUAAGAAUACCGGAGAUUACAAGUAAUCUAGAGCAAAGAUGCUUCAAGGAUUUACGGAAUGAGAACUUUGGAUGUGUGAAAGCCGUAUUGUGCAUUUAUAGGAAACUGCUAUCAUCCUGUAAGGAGCAGAUGCCACUUUUUGCUUGCAGUUUAUUAGGGAUCAUUCGAACUCUUUUGGAGCAAACUCGACAGGAUGAAAUGCGAAUUUUGGGUUGCAAUGCUCUUGUAGAUUUCAUAAAUUGUCAGAUGGAUGGCACACAUAUGUUCCAAUUAGAGGGCCUUAUUCCUAAACUUUGUCAACUGGCUGAAGAAGAUGGAGAUGAUAACAGAUCUUUGUGUUUACGUUCAGCAGGAUUGCAAGUUCUGGCUUCCAUGGUCUUCUUCAUGGGCGAACACUCUCAUAUAUCAAUGGACUUUGAUAGUAUCAUAUCAGUAACCUUGGAGAACUACAUGGAUUUCCAAAUGUCCUCUGCUGACAGAAGUAAAGUGGGUGAAAAUGGUUUGUCCGUCCCGGAUAUCAAUGAGAAGGCAUUGUCUGUACCAAACCUUCUAAUUAACUCAGAAUUUGAGCCAACCGCUGAUACUUCCAAAAGUCCCUCUUACUGGUCAAGGAUUAUCUUGCGUAAUAUAGCCAGAUUGGCAAAAGAAGCAACAACUAUCCGGCGUGUUCUUGAACCUCUUUUCCAUAAUUUUGAUGCUGAAAAUCACUGGUCCCAUGAGAAGGGAGUUGCUUUUACUCUUCUAAUGUACUUGCAGCUUCUAAUGGAAGAAACAGGACAAAAGUCUGACCAACUCUUGGCCAUCUUGGUGAAGCACAUGGAGCAUAAGAAUGUAGCCAAGCAACCUCACAUACAAGUUAACAUUGUAAAUGUCAUAAAUCAACUUACAAAAAAUGCAAAGCUUCAGCCCUCAACGGCAGUCAUCGGUACAAUAGCAGACUUGGUGAAGCAUUUACGAAAGUGCCUACAAAAUUCAGCUGAAUUAUCAUCUUCUAGGGGUGAUAAUGAUAAAUAUAACACUGAUCUUCUGUUGGGCUUAGAAAAGUGUAUUUCAGAGCUCUCAAAUAAGGUUGGGGAUGUGGGACCAAUUCUUGAUAUGAUGGCUGUGGUACUAGAGAACAUUUCGACCAACAGUAUUGUUGCAAGAACAACAAUUUCUGCUGUUCAACGAACGGCAGAAAUCAUCUCUUCCAUCCCUAACAUAUCAUAUCACAAGAAGACCUUCCCUGAUGCUCUUUUUCACCAGUUGCUCCUUGCAAUGUCCCAUCCAGACCAUGAAACUCGAGUUGGGGCACACAAAAUUUUCUCCAUUGUGCUUAUGCCAGCCUUGCUUUCACCUUUGUCAGAUCAAAAUAAAAAAACUUCUGAGGUUGUUUCUUAUGACUUAUCGGUUAGUGCAACUGUGAAGCAGCUGACUUCCCUUCGCUUAAGCAGCCAUCAAGUGAGUCUUCUUCUUUCAUCAAUAUGGGUCCAGGCAACUUCCACUGAUAAUACUCCUGCAAAUUUUGAGGCUAUGGCCCAUUCAUUCUAUCUUGCAAUAUUGUUUACCCGAUCCAAGACCUCCAGUCAUAUGGCACUAGUUCGGAGUUUUCAGUUGGCAUUCUCCCUGAGGAGUAUCUCUCUGGAUCAAGAAGGAGUUUUGCAACCAUCUCGCAGAAGGUCUCUCUUUACCUUGUCAUCCUACAUGAUUAUUUUCUCAGCCAGGGCAGGCAAUAUUCCAGAAUUAAUACCUAUUGUUAAAGCAUCUCUGACAGAUCAAACAGUUGAUCCUUAUCUCAAAUUAGUUGAGGAUAUGAGACUCCAGGCUGUGCAUGUGAAGUCUGAUGUGGACGGUGUAGCAUAUGGGUCACAGGAAGAUGAUGCUGCUGCAUCAAAAACUUUCUUGGCAAUAGAGCUAGAUGAUCUUCAUUUGAAGGAGACAGUCAUUUCUCAUUUCAUGACUAAAUUUGACAAAUUUUAUGAGGACGAUUUAUCAAGUAUUAAGAAACAGAUUCUUGAGGGCUUUUCACCAGAUGAUGCAUACCCAUUUGGUGCUCCAUUGUUUAUGGAGACACCACGACCAUGUUCUCCUCUUGCACAAAUGGAGUUUCAUCCAUUCGAAGAGAUUUUGCCUCUAGCCACAAUAACAGAUGAUGAAGCCUUCCCUGAAGCCAAUGGAAGUCAGUUGGAUCGCAAAGCAUCUGUAUCUCUCAGUACACUUGAUGUUUUAAGUGUCAAUGAACUUUUGGAUUCGGUUCUGGAAACAGCACGACAAGUUGCAAGCUUUUCGGUUUCGGCCACACCCAUUCCCUAUGACCAGAUGAGGAGUCAGUGUGAAGCUCUUGUAAUCGGCAAACAGCAGAAGAUGUCAGUGCUUCAUAGCUUCAAGCACCAACAGGAUGGCAAGGCAACCCUGGAGGAAAAUAAAAAUGAGGUCCUCUGUUUACCGAAUUUGGAAGUAGAGCUUUAUGAAGAUCUGAAGGUAAUUGGGAAGGAGCAAGCUCAUGGAAGGGGACAACUUGCCCUUUGUGCACUAGAAUACGGACAACAUUCUUUCAAAUUACCGCCAUCAAGUCCUUAUGACAAGUUCUUGAAAGCAGCUGGAUGCUAAAGAGGAAAUGAAGUUGACAACGGAAGUUGGAAAGCU